This is a messenger RNA of Dermacentor andersoni, 822 nucleotides long. RefSeq lists its product as uncharacterized. Lineage: Eukaryota; Metazoa; Arthropoda; Arachnida; Ixodida; Ixodidae. The record is from RefSeq and is a predicted model, not a curated record.
UUCUCAAGGUUCGAACAAGUCGGAGCAACAGUGCCAUAACAGCGCGACGUCUGCUGCGGACGGAAAAUGGAGCAAGUUGGGCGCUACCUCGCAUGCGUCAUUUUGGCGCUGGCUGCAGGUAGCUUCUGCGAUGCUUCCCCGAGAGACUUCUAUCCACACCUGUGCAGUGGCUUCUUCUUUGGCCCGACAUUAGAGUCCCCAUGCGGUUACUUCUGUUACACGUAUGAGGGCUCGUUCCAAGGCACGUUACCAGAUGGCGCACGUUGCCCGCUUCGAACGUUCCCCCCUCGUUCAGGACGAUGCAUCAGGGGAGUAUGCAUCGCCGUUUCCCGCCCGAAACCACGAGAGUGCGAUGGCAUUUAUCGAGGGUCUGGAUACGCGCCUACGUGUACUUAUGACUGUACUGGCCCAUACGGAAGACCCAUCUUAAGGCCAUACCGUGACGGAACACCCUGUCUUAACAUAAAUAGACGAGGAAAUCCUGUUGGCGCUGCAGGUGUCUGCAAGGCUGGGCAAUGCAUUGAGCACGAUGACUUGGAGGUGAGAAGCCCUUGGGUUAGAGAGACGGUUUUUGGAUCCAAGUACCACCGAUGUCUCGCCAAGAAACAGCUCACGAAGAAUUAUCUCUGGGAUUGCCACCACUACUGCAAGAGGAACAGCGAAUGGUACUACGGCGUAUACGAAGACAGCAGCAGAUGCCAGCACCCGGACCAGCGUAUACCCGGCUGGUGCUGCCAUGGACGCUGCCGUUCCUCGGAUUGCCAGCGAAAAGAAUAAAGGCAUUUUCCUUUUUGCCGCAGCCCGGGCGGCCAUUUUGAAUAA